Messenger RNA from Pseudozyma flocculosa PF-1, 2094 nucleotides. RefSeq lists its product as uncharacterized. Bases 1 to 2094 code for a protein of 697 amino acids. The transcript is spliced from 2 exons. The record is from RefSeq and is a predicted model, not a curated record. NCBI's taxonomy places the organism in Eukaryota, Fungi, Basidiomycota, Ustilaginomycetes, Ustilaginales, Ustilaginaceae. Gene Ontology annotation, molecular function: acid phosphatase activity.
AUGCCCGCCGGCUACAGCGCAGACGACAAGCACCGCGGCGGACGCGAUGCCGAAGACGACGACAUCGAGGCCGAGGCUCUGAUCCUGCACCGCUUCUCGACCGACGACCAGGGCCGUGCCACCGUCUCGUCGAUACCUUCUGCCCAAGGCACCGCUCGACAGGCACGAGUCACAGAUGCCUACGACGACCUCGACGACGCAGACGAUGCCGACGACGGCCGUCUCGGCAAGCUGCCUCCCCGCGGCACCCUCGAAGGCUCAAACCCGUCCACCCAACUCGACAAGACCGGCAGACCCGCCUGGUUCCGCGGCCUGCUCGAAGGCGAGGUGCCCGCACUCGGCCUCGGCGGACGCCACGCGGGCAUGUCGGCCACGGCGGCUCAGCGCAACAAGCGUCGCCGCGCCCGCAUGUUCCGCCUCGCCGCCCUCGCGCUCGGGAUACUGCUCGUCGUUGCCGUCUUUUCGGUGGCGCUCGGUCCCAGGAUCGGGCUCGACAUGGACCGCGUCUACGAGUACGCCGGCGACAAGUGGUACGGCGACAGCGGCGUCAUGCCCUACGAGUUCAACCGCGAAAUUGGCUGGCCCGGCAGCUACACGACGGGCAAGCCGCCCCACCUGGCCGACGAGCAGACUGACCCGCGCCUCCGCGCCAGCCCCACGCAGGGCGCCUCGCCCAUCCAGACGGCCGUCCCGGGCUACGGCGGCGACGCCAAAGUUCAGCCCUUUGAGCACAUGGGACCCUUCACCCCGUAUCGCUCCUCGUCUGGCUUCGGCGUCGACGACGCAAAGUACGGCGGCACGCCCAGCUCGCUCGAAGCCUCGACAACGUCUCCCUCCUCGUUGGCCGACCAGCCGUUCUGCAAACUGCAGCAGGUUCACAUUCUCCACCGCCACGGCGCCAGGUACCCCACCGAGCGCGCCCCGCCGACGCUCUUCGACGCCUUCCUGCGCGAGCACCCCGAGGCGCGGUUCAGCGGCCCGCUAUCGUUCAUCAACUCGUACAAGUACCGCCUGGGAACCGAGCUGCUGACGCCCGUCGGAAGGCAGCAGCUCUACGACAGCGGCGCCAAGGCGGCGAUCCUCUACGGCGCGCUGGCCGUCGAGGACCUCAAGGAGAAGAGCAGGACGGGCCUGCCCAAGAAGCUGUUUGCCCGCGCGGGGAGCCAGCAGCGCAUCGUCGAUAGCGGCUUUGCCUGGUUGGCCGGCUUCUGGGGCCAGCACUGGGCCAACUCGACCAACUUUGAGAUCCAGAUCGAGUCCGAGGGCUUCAACACGACCACUGCGCCCGAGUUUGCCUGCCGCGGCGCCAGCAAGCCGGGCAUGUUUCCCGGCGGCGAUGCCGAGGCGCACUUUGUGGACCGGUACCUGGCCGAGGCCACCCGGCGGUUGCAGCGCGACGUCCAGGGCGCCACGCUGACGCCCAUGGUCGUGUACGGCAUGCAGUCGCUGUGCCCCUUUGACACGGUGGCGUUUGGCCGGUCGGACUUUUGCUCGCUCUUCACGGCCGACGAGUGGCUCGGGUUCGAGUACAGCUACGACCUCAAGUUCCAGUACUCGUACGGCGCGCCCUCGCCCAUCGGCCACGCCAUGGGCCUUGGCUGGCUGAACGAGCUCCUUGCGCGGCUCAAGGGCGAAAAGUGGGACCGGUCGACGCAGACGAGCGAGAACGCCACGCUCAACACCAACGACCGCACGUUUCCCGUCGACCGGCGCGUCUAUGUCGAUUUCACCCACGACUCGACGGUGACGGCGGUGCUUGCGGCGCUGGACCUGCCCAAGUUUGCGGAGCCGAUUGACAAGGAGCGACGGCAGGACGAGCGGACGUUUAGGUCGAGCAACAUUGUGCCGUUUGCGGCUCGGCUGGUGGUCGAGGUGUGGGGCUGUCCAUCGACGGGUGGUGGCGGUGGGGCUGCAGCGGCCACGGCGGGGUCGAUGGACAAGUGGGUGAGGCUCAAGCUCAACGAUGCGACGGUGCCGCUGUCACAGCUCAAGGGGUGCGAGGAGCGACCCGACGGCCUGUGCAGCCUGGCUGCGUUUUUGGAGACGCAGAGGGCGCGCAACGACCACGGGUGGUGGGACGUGUGCGAGGCCUAG